This is a messenger RNA of Macrobrachium nipponense, 4905 nucleotides long. RefSeq lists its product as uncharacterized. The transcript is spliced from 3 exons. Lineage: Eukaryota; Metazoa; Arthropoda; Malacostraca; Decapoda; Palaemonidae. The record is from RefSeq and is a predicted model, not a curated record. Bases 420 to 2093 code for a protein of 557 amino acids. Gene Ontology annotation, cellular component: cytoplasm. Gene Ontology annotation, molecular function: glycosyltransferase activity.
UAACGUCUACCCGACCGGUUCCGGCCACGUCGGUCGCUCCACGAAAGCCUUCGGAAACAAACCAAUUAACAACAGCAAUUUUGAGGGGAAACUCUAAAGUAAAGGGAGGAGAUAAUCCACGGCAUCAGAUUAUUCUGCUCCUUGCCACAUGUGCACUGCUGGACAUAUCACGCCCCCACUACCACACACACACACACACAUACACGUCAACAGCCAUAUUGCCCCUCACAUUUCACAAGUGGCGGUCUUCUACAAAACUAGCCAGUGGCAGAGACAUUGCCGGGCUGCCUCCUGGCCGCUUCCUUGGAUUGCCAAGAAGCUCCUAAAAAAAGAAGAAGAAGAAGACGAAGAAGGAAACAAACCAGUGUCGUCUUCCUCCAUUUCUCGCAAAGUAAGGAACCAGCUGCUGCUAACAUCCAAUGGCUCUUCACCAAUUCCUGGCAUGCAUGCCAAGGCGCAAUGCACGAAGGUGUGGCUACAUACUGGUCAUCUGGUGUCUUCUCUGCUACCUCCUCAUCAGCUUUUCAACACAUAGUGAAUCAAUCUACGGCAACUCUCCCCAAGUGAUCCAGCAAGUCCUCGACCUAAGGUCACAAGAGAGUAAAAGUGUGAUGGGCUUCAACUUACUGAAGAGCAACCCUUCCAUCGACAGGUCACCAAAACUCUCCGAGCCAGAGAUGGCAGCCAAAAUACAGAAGAAAGAACCCAAUCUGCCGAUAGAAUUCUGGCAGAAAUCCAAACAUAAACAGUUAUCCAUGAACAGCUCAUGUGCAAAGAUGCCAUCUCUCUAUGACAUACAUUUCAACAACAAAUACUGGCAAUCACUGGAAACAAGCAAUGGAAGUUUUUAUUUGUUCGCUGCAUAUUACGACAACAGAACACUGGCAGAGAGGAGGCCCUUGAUCCGCAUAUUGGGAAUGAUAGAUAAACUUGACCCAACAGUUAAACCCUACUGCCAAAUGUGGUUUGAUGGCAUGAAUAAACCAGUUUUUUCUCAAGUUUGGCAGUACAAGUGGAUAUGGGUUAAAGAAUGGGGUAAUUACAGAAAUGGAGUAUUGCAGCCUUAUUUGAUGUCUUGUCAAGUGCCUUCACAAUACCAAAAUCUUGUGCCCGAGUCAGUCUCUCUAGCUGAGAAGCCAUGUGACAUGGCAACCACACACUUGAGGGUUAUCAAUGAUCGUCCUCCAUCAGGAGAGAAAGAAGACUUUGCUGUUUGUGUCAAGGGUAUCAACUACCCAUUUAAUGAUCUCAGCGUUAGGUUGACAGAGUGGCUUGAGCUCUUAUUUCUUCUGGGAGCAAACAAAGUCUUCAUGUACGACAUGGAGGUACAUCCAAACAUUUCCAAAAUUCUCAGUUACUACCAGGAUAAAGGGCAGAUUGGCAUCACAAAACUGACACUUCCUGGAUGGCAGCCUAAUGUUCGUGGUUUCUCGUAUAUGUACCUUAAGGCUAAACUUGUCCAUAAGCGGCAGAAUGAAGUCAUUCCAUACAAUGACUGCUUCUACAAAAACAUGUAUAAAUAUAAGUACAUCGCUCUUCUCGAUAUCGAUGAAGUUAUCAUGCCUAGGAAUUCUUCAUCAUGGAAAGAACUUCUGGAGAUUGUCAAGCAAAAUGAUCAGGGAAAAAAUAGAAACAUGCGUUCUUCGUAUGUUGCACAGAAUAUUUAUUUCAUGGAUAGUAUGCACAAGCCGGAGGAACCAGAUGUAACUGAUGUACCAAGCUAUAUGCACAUGCUGAAGAACGUCUAUCGCUCUGGCAACUACACCCUACCAGGGGCCUACGUGAAAUGUUUCCAUGACACAGAGAGAAUUCUGACCCUUCACAAUCACUUUCCUUUCUCUUGCAUCGGACCACAAUGUUCUGCCUAUCCCAUGAAUACACAUGACGCUCAUCUGCAGCAUUACCGUUCUGACUGCGUUGGUGAACUGAAAAAAGUCUGUGGUGUGAGAUAUAAAAGUCAUCCCACUAAAGAUCCUUCAAUUCUGAAGUACAAACAGGCAUUAGUUUCGCGUGUUGCAGACACCCUGAAACGCCUAGACUUCUUUAAAAAUGAAACUGUGAUAAAAUCCGAUAAUACAUCAAUUUCGAGAUGAAAACACAAUCCUGCGUCAAGCACUGAGAUGAAUGAUAGUGACUACAAUGUGUGUGCCAUCCAAAUUCUAUGUUGGAGUGAUACUUGGAAGUAAUUCAACAGUGUAUUUGAAUGUCUGAAAGAUUGAUGGUACAGCACAUUAGGUCUAACUUUAAACAUCGUGCGACUUUUUUAGAAACUCCUUUCACUCCAUGAAAAAAGACCUAGCAGAGCUUGCAACAAAGCCUUACAUGUCUCGUGGUAUGGAGCAUAAACAGUCAAUUGAGAACUUAUUGUUGAUUAGUGAACGAGGGAGUUUUGCUGUGGUAACAUAAUCCAAUAACAUUUCAUUACUCGCAUUAUGCCAAAUUUUAGCGAUAUCUGUAAAUAUAUUGAUUCUAGGUUCAUUUGCUCCACUAAUACCAUGUAAUUUUCUUUUAAAUAACAAUGGGACAAACUCUGUGAAACAUGUUGCGAUGAUACCGUAAGGUCAUGAAACUUGCCACAGCUAUAGACAUUUUCAUCUUGCACUAGAAAGUUUGAAAUGGAAAAACUGUGAAGUAAUGGAAAUAGGUAAAUAACAUAAAAGUUUCAUAUAACUUAAAAGCUUAUGAGGAAAUUUUAUGAAAUGCUUUGCAAUGUAAUAUAAUAAAAUUAAUUUGAAGGAAAGACCAUACAAAUUAUCAAGGCAUAACACAGAGCAGAGUUGAAGUUACGACCAAAAUGACUGAGAUAAGUUAACAAUUUAGGCAACAGAGGUAAGUCAAACACACACACACACAAAACAAAUUAAGAACCACAUGAUCAAUUUACCAGAAUCUCAACGUGGAGCUGUUUAAAUAUACUUUAAUUAUAUCACAUACAGAUGGGAAGCUGGUUACUUUUGCCACACUCGCAUGUCCAUAAAAUAAAUUUCAUAACGAAAUACAUUGCAGGUUCUUACAUAGCAUUUCAAUGUUAAGGGCAAUUAAGAAAUACAGAGACCCUGCCUACAUAGUAAUACAGGUUCCAACAAAUGUAUUUCAGAACGCAUGACGUGUGUGAAUUACAGCCAGUCCCCGGGUUACAGUGGGGUUUCCGUUCCCGGCGCUGUGCUGUAACCCAAAAAACGCUGUAAAUCAAGCACUGUAAAGUCAGAUCGCCAUAACCCGAGACCGCCGUAACCUGGAACUGUCUGUAUUUGAGGAUUAGAUGCGUUUUUCAAAUUACACAGCUAAGGAUGAGUAACGUUGGUGAGGAACAAAGUCAGAGUACUAGAAAAAGUUUAAUUCUGAAAAGAGACAGAACAAGAAAAACCGUUCAGUGUCGAAGGGAUAAGCACGCAGACAUUAAAAAAUUAACAGAGACGAUGACAAAGAAAUAUAAAUUUUCAAGUCCUUAAAGUUUAGAAUAAUGUUUUACGAAAGGGGUGGUUUGACAAGAAUUAAUAGACAAAGUCUGGAAAAGGGUAGUGAGGCUAUUUGAUCUGGGUAAAAGGGUUAAAAGGGUAAAAACACUUAUACUGAUUACAUUGUCAAGAAUAAUAAGAAUGUUUAUUUACAAACUCAAGGAAAAAGGCAAGGAAAGAGAAUGUUUGAUUACAAAGUCAACUACGGCAACAAUGACCGUUUAGUUCCAAAGUUAUCAUAGGCAAGACACAAUAAUUCCUUCAAAAAAGUCAGGAAGAUUAAUCAACGUGUAACAGGUAGGUUACAACUUAGAAGUAGUCCAAUGGCGAGUCAACACUAGCAUAUAACAUUUCUGAAUACACUCAUUGGAAAUGUAUCACACGCACACAUCACCAAUAGGCAGAAAACAAUCUAACACUAACUGGUAAUCCUAGCUAGUAGUGCUUCAUACAAUUCAAGAGCAUUUGCGAAAGAUUCGUUCUCCACUCAGGGUAACUGACUUAUUUUCAAACUCUUUGUGAGAAAUAGUCCCACUGAUAUGAGGGGGUAUACACACUUUCCAUGUCAUUCAUCCAGAAGUUUUCUUCAAUGACUUUAUUUAUUCGCGUUUCAACAUCCCUCUUUCCUUGCCCUACUGAGUAUCUUUAAUAAUCAAACUAGACCCCAGAGUAAAUCUCAACUGGGGUUACUCCAGCUCUGUCGAAAGGCUACCACCUACUACUUACUUUGGGCACUGUUCUCAAGAGCUUAUUAGAUGGAAUUCCCAGUUGCCCUCUGUAUCAUUUAAAUAAUUAACCAGCUGGUUUUUGAUAGCCAGGUCUCAUUACCAAUUAAAAGUAAUGCCAAUCAUGGCCACUCCUAGUUGGUACUUCUGCAAUCAGAAUCGGACUUCAAAUACUUUGAAAAAGUUCCUACAAAAGUCAACUGAAAUAACUGAUACUGCAUAACAGACACUUCAAACCCAACAAAGUCUCUUGGAUAAAAGCUGAACGUUAUCAAUAAGGUUCUAACUUUGAUCACACUCCUCUUGAAGAUGCCUUAGAAGUAUUAAUGACAAAAAUGGUCAAGAAUGAAAUCAGUGUUUCAUUUUUUUUUCCAUAUGGUACAUCUGCACAAUGAAGCCGUGCAACACUAGGCUAGUAAAAUGUAACUGCCACACUAUGCACCACAAAUAUACCUUGUAUUCUGAAAGUUAUCAUAAAGAAAGUGGAACACAGCUAGACAAUACAGUGAUGUUACUACUAAAAGGAGGCCCCACCAGGUGAAAGAAUUCCCAAAAGAUGGUUCUGUCUGUCCGUUGAUGACAUUCUUGAAAUUCAAAGAUAAUCUUCACAUAUUUUUCUUUUCGUUUUAGCAGCGUCUUCUUACUGCAAUUUCUUAUUACCUCCAGGAUAAAGCGAAAAAUCACCUUCUAGACAACUGUGAAUAAUAAAGUCCAUACGAUUC